Messenger RNA from Carlito syrichta (Philippine tarsier), 1548 nucleotides. It is a transcript of the gene RRS1, whose product is annotated as ribosome biogenesis regulator homolog. The record is from RefSeq and is a predicted model, not a curated record. Bases 116 to 1216 code for a protein of 366 amino acids. Lineage: Eukaryota; Metazoa; Chordata; Mammalia; Primates; Tarsiidae. The transcript has a single exon. Gene Ontology annotation, biological process: ribosomal large subunit biogenesis; ribosomal large subunit export from nucleus; endonucleolytic cleavage in ITS1 to separate SSU-rRNA from 5.8S rRNA and LSU-rRNA from tricistronic rRNA transcript (SSU-rRNA, 5.8S rRNA, LSU-rRNA). Gene Ontology annotation, cellular component: nucleus; preribosome, large subunit precursor; nucleolus. Gene Ontology annotation, molecular function: protein binding.
UUUCCGGGUUGGGCGUCCCGGCGUCUGCACGUGGUUGAGUUGCCGGGCUUGGGCUGCCGGGAUCGGAGAAGUAACUUCUGCUGCCGGCCCAAGGCGAGUGAGCCGAGCCGGAGCCAUGGAGGGCCAGAGCGUGGAGGAGCUACUGGCAAAGGCGGAGCAAGACGAGGCAGAGAAGCUGCGGCGCAUCACGGUGCACAAGGAGCUGGAGCUGGAGUUUGACCUGGGCAACCUGCUGGCUUCGGACCGGAACCCCCCGCCGACGGGGCUGCGGGGCGCGGGGUCCGCGCCGGAGGCCGGACUGCGGGCCCUGGCGCGGGACAACACGCAGCUGCUCAUCAACGAGCUGUGGAAGCUGCCCACGGAGCGCGUGGGGGAGGCGCUGGUGGCGCGGCUGCCCGAGCCCACCACCCGCCUGCCGCGUGAGAAGCCUGUGCCCCGGCCGCGGCCGCUUACGCGCUGGCAGCAGUUCGCGCGCCUCAAGGGCAUCCGUCCCAAGAAGAAGACCAAUCUGGCGUGGGACGAGGUGAGCGGCCAGUGGCGGCGGCGCUGGGGCUACCAGCGCGCCCGGGACAACACCAAGGAAUGGCUGAUUGAGGUGCCCGGCAAUGCCGACCCCCUGGAGGACCAGUUCGCCAAGCGGAUGCAGGCCAAGAAGGAACGGGUGGCCAAGAACGAGCUGAACCGACUGCGUAACCUGGCCCGCGCGCACAAGAUGCAGCUGCCCAGUGCGGCCGGCAUGCACCCUACGGGACACCAGAGUAAGGAGGAGCUGGGCCGCGCCAUGCAGGUGGCCAAGGUCUCCACCGCCUCUGUGGGGCGCUUCCAGGAGCGCCUCCCCAAGGAGAAGGCGCCCCGGGGCUCCGGCAAGAAGAGGAAGUUUCAGCCCCUUUUCGGGGACUUUGCAGCCGAAAAAAAGAACCAGCUGGAGCUGCUUCGAGUCAUGAACAGCAAGAAGCCUCAGCUGGAUGUGACGAGGGCCACCAACAAGCAGAUGAGGGAGGAGGACCAGGAGGAGGCCGCCAAGCGGAGGAAAAUGAGCCAAAAGGGCAAGAAAAAGGGGGGCCGGCAAGGUCCGGGGGGCAAGAGGAGAGGGGGCCCUCCCAGCCAGGGAAGAAAGAGGAAAGGGGGCUUGGGAGGCAAGAUGAAUUCCGGGCCCCCUGGCUUGGGUGGCAAGAGGAAAGGAGGACAGCGCCAAGGAGGAAAGAGGAGGAAGUAAUAGUUUAGCCCUCGGACCCAUUCUGGAAACCAAGAACCAUAUAAACUGAAUGCUAGGUUCUGGGUCCUGGGGAGCAGGAGGCGAGGAAGAUGUGACCGCCUUCCCCUCAGAGUAUGGAAUGAGUUCUAAACAGCCUUUUUAUUUUCUUUUUAACUUUGGAUAUGGGGUGGGGAAGAGUUGGUUAUUUCAGAGACUUAAAGUAGAUUGAUUUAUAUGUUUCUGCAUUAUUUUUACAAAACUUGUAUUUAUCAGAGUGGGGAGGAGAGACUACAAACUUUCCGAACUGGAUUGACAACUGUUAAAGGUUGUGUAAUAAAAUAUGUCUGUGUCUA